Amphibalanus amphitrite is the source of this 4949-nucleotide messenger RNA. RefSeq names its product zinc finger protein 574-like. The transcript has 7 exons. Bases 128 to 1744 code for a protein of 538 amino acids. Gene Ontology annotation, biological process: regulation of transcription by RNA polymerase II; cell fate commitment. Gene Ontology annotation, molecular function: RNA polymerase II cis-regulatory region sequence-specific DNA binding; DNA-binding transcription factor activity; histone deacetylase binding. Gene Ontology annotation, cellular component: nucleus; cytoplasm. NCBI's taxonomy places the organism in Eukaryota, Metazoa, Arthropoda, Thecostraca, Balanomorpha, Balanidae. The record is from RefSeq and is a predicted model, not a curated record.
GGGUCAGUCACGUGGCCGACACCGUGCCCAGUCGCCCCACGCCGCGCGGCCCGGCAGCAGAGCACUCCUUCAGGUGGUUCGGUCAGCGGUCAGCACGGGCCAGCCUCUCCGUAAACACGAGUGAUCCAUGGCAGGAAGAUGGUCACCGCCGUCCGAGAGACAUCGGCACCGCUUCAAUAGCGCGGGAGUAACCGACCGCGGCCGCCAAGCCAUGUGGGAGAAAUCCGUGGAGAAACAGGUCUGGGGGAUGGACAGCUCGCGCCACGGCACGUGGGCCCGCCACUGCCGUCAGCCGGCCGCCGGCGCCGACGCGUCGCUGCUAGUUGCGCUGCAGAGCCAGGGCCAGGUGGAUUUCUAUACGAUUCGCGACUUUUCACGGAACUUCGGUCGCAGUGCUCCGUAUGACGAAGUGUAUUCGCAGCUACCGACUUCCUCGCUGUCCAGCGCCGUGAUACUGAAACAUACCUACGGGUGGAACCAGCGCGCCCACCCGGCCGACGCCUGGGUCGCCGGCCGGCCGCCGCCGCGGCUCGGUCCGCGCCCGUGGCAGACAGAGUCGGAGCGGACGGCCGCGCGCGCCGGCACCUCCCUGCCGUGCUCGCCAGGCCGCUCCUCCGACGAGGGCUGCACCAGCCACGACAGCCUCACCGACUCGUCUCGGCCGGGCACCAGCAGCGACGAGGACACCGACAACAGCUUCGUGCUCGACUGCAGCCGGCCGACGCAGCGGCCGCGGCGCACCCGGCACUGCCACCGGCCGGCGCCGGAGCCACCGGCGCGGCCCGGCACCCCGCGGCCGCCGCUCCGACACCGGGAGCACAGCAACGAGUUCCACAUGGUCAAAAUCAAAAUGUCCAAGGUGUACCACAUCAGCUCACAAAACGAGGCGGCGCGCCGGCGCGAGGCCUCCGUCAGCAAUCUGGUGCCGCCGCCGGCGCACCGGCCACCGCCGCUGGCCCGGUCGGUCAGCGCUACCCUGACCGGCGAGCGGCGCCUGCUGCCGGCAGCUACCAGCACGAUGCCGCGGCCGCCGUCAGCCGGAGAGCCGUUCAAACCGGCGGCGUUCGCCGCGGCUCUGCUGCCACUCGACGACCGCCACUCGCCUCCCGAGUGCGGUCCUCCGCAUCCACCGCCCCCACCGGCGCCCGAGACCGGCCGCGACCGACCGGCACCGGCGCCGCCACCGCCGCCGGGCAGGGUCGGCCAGCCCCGCGGCGUGCGCGCUCUGCCCUUCCCGCUCAACAAGAAAAACGGCAAGAUCCACUACCAGUGCAACCAGUGCUGGAAGACGUUCGGCCAGCUCAGCAACCUCAAGGUGCACCUGCGCACGCAUAGCGGCGAGCGACCCUUCACCUGCCAAGUGUGCGGCAAGAGCUUCACUCAGCUAGCUCACCUGCAGAAACACAACCUGGUGCACACAGGAGAGCGGCCGCACAAGUGCCACAUGUGCGGCAAGCGUUUCAGCUCCACCUCCAACCUGAAGACCCACAUGCGGAUCCACUCUGGCGAGCGGCCGUACGCGUGCAACCAGUGUCCGUCGCGGUUCACUCAGCUGGUGCACCUGAAGCUGCACCUGUGGCUGCACACCGGCGAGCGGCCGUUCGUGUGCACCAGCUGCGGCCGGCGCUACGUCAGCACGUCGGGUCUGCGCAGCCACCAGAAGACCUCGUUCUGCGGCCGGCUGGCGCCCGCCGAGGCCCCCGGCGGCCCGACCGGCACGCCGCCGGCACCCCAGUGGGGCUAGCCCGCCCGACGGGGCGGUGCGCGCCGAGCGCGGACGGACGGGUCUGCGGCCGUCGCAGCGCGACACUACCCUGGUCAUAGGUUUGCUUUUAGCUCUCCUCUAAGUUUGACUAUCUAUCAAAGAAUGACAGCUAGCUGCGCACAACUGAGCUUAGAAGGCUUACUUUGGAUCAGCAUCCAUACUGGCUCGUGGACAGACAGAUAACAUUCAGCCAGUGAUCACUAAUUAGGUAGGUUUCCCGAUUGGUGCGAGCGAGGCACAGUUGAGGCGGAUCUUUCAAUGAGACCUAUUCUGUCCUACUCGCCCGUUCAUCUCAUUCAUGACUGCUCGGGAGCGGCGGCCUAGGCUUAGUAUGUUCCAUGCGUGUCUCAGUCUCAUUCAUGUGUGCAUAUCAUAACUGUGCUUGGAGCUUGGCGGAUACUACAUGACUUUCAAGUUCAAACAAACGGGUGACGGAAGACAUAGUUUGUUUCUGCAACGGCUAAUAUGCAUCGUACUGAAGAUUUUAGUGGCAUUUCGAUAACUUAUUUCAAACAUCUGUGCCAACUAAACGUUAAAUAAUGUAUUUAAAAACGCUGGGCACACUUUUAAAUCUCAAACAGCGUCAUGAUUCGAGGACGUAUUUGAGCAGCACCUAUCAGGAUAUUCGUUGUUCCAGGUUUAGUACACCCUUCAGUGCCUGCAUCAUUUCCGUCCUUUUUUUUUGUUGAAAUGUCUGCUCCGGGUCAUUAGAUGUCAGGCCACAAAGUCAGGUCAAGUUCUAUCGUUAAAAACCAAAUUUACGUACCUCCUUCCACGAUUAAUUUCAAACUGCCAUGGACUGAUAAGGGUCAUGAUUCUUACGAUACACUAGUACAUUCAUUAAUACUAGAUGCGUUUUCAUCAGAACCUGAGGUCAGAUGAAUUUUAUUACCUCCCAAUUAGGAUCUGGCGAAAAUUACGAACAAGAAAAAUGCACAUUUUCGCUAUUUUAGUUGAUAUUUCAUCAGCCCAUUCGUAAAAAACAUUGCAUCCGAGCAACGUACUCCAAUGACACCUCUUGACCUGACCUUCGACCUGACCUAAAAAGCGACCGGAGGGAAUAUUAUCCGGUCCUAUUGAAACAACACUUUCAUCAUAACUUUUUGCGAGCCUACCACUUCAUGAUACGUGGCUCAGGAACCAAAUUAGAUGAAGGCAGUAUUCAUACUUCCCUCAGCAAAGCGCAUCAGGGUUGGUGUUCAUUAUCAACAGAGGAGUACGUAAUUGCUCCACUAAUUAUUUUCGCGAAUUUAAUUGCUGCAGUAUCCCUGCCUGGGUAUUGACCACAACAAAAAGCUGACGAUGGUGAACUGUGCACUGAAAACACAUAAAGCUUUUGCAUCGCAAAAAAGGUCGAAGAAACCCUUGAUCAGGACCAAAAUUAGUUUACGCGUAACCCACCUAUCUAUCAAAAUGUGACUGUUUACAUAUAAAACGCCCCAAUAUCUAUCGCUUACUAAGAGUUCAACAAUAAUUUGUGUUUAACUCAUAAUGAGUUCAUUCAAUUCAUAAAGCCUAGCAAAUGCCGUCUUCAUUUGACCUUAGUAAUUUGACAGCCUCAUCCGACCUUUGAGCAGCUCUAUUCGCAUAUGCCGCUGCAUGUUUCACUAUUAUUUUGGUGUUCGAUGUAUCGGUGUGCGUCGGUGUGUCUGGCCUGUCGCCUCUGUCCAAUGACAGCGGUCAUUCGGCGACUGCAGUCGCUGCCUGUGUCGCGCCGCGCUGACGCCCGGGGACUCAGCCCGUGCAGGGCGCACUGUGGGCCAACUGCCCCCAAAACAUGGUCACAUUGGCGCUCCCGGACUGGCGCGGUCCUGCGUCGCUCAAACAAUUAUCGCCAUUGGCUGUACUCGCAGGGCGCGCCAUGCCACCGUUCAAAGGCGAGAUACAAACACUUCCACGUGAUUCAAUGUGCAAUCAUAAGCUAUUUUUGUAAACAUAAUAGCUGAUGUAUCUAGGUGAAAAUGUAUAUUCCUACGAGCUAAAUAUGUAGGCAGGUGGUGAGUAAAAUGUAAGAUAUAGAUAUAUAAUCCAUUUUCACCCGCCGUCCAUGAUUAAAAGUUGUUAAAGACCAUGAAAACGGCUCAAAUAGCUGAAAUAAGGUUGUGCAUUCCGCAUUUACUUGCCGGUCUCAUUAAAAUAAGUAGUCGGAUAAUGUCAGUGCAGCUUACGGCCGAUGGAAUAAAAUUGUACCUCAUAAAAUAUAAACAGUGGAUUUCCCCUAAGAUUAAGUAUUCCAUUAGUUACCUAACCGAAUAUUGAAAGUGGACUUAGUGAGACCUUCGAUUAGCCUAAAUACAAAUUUAAUGCCUUUUCUUCCAAAAAGUUAAAUGCCCACUAACGUAUACCGAUUGAUCGUAUGACCGUCUGGCGGUUAGGCGAGUGUGCCGACUCACAGGGUGCAGCCAGCCACGUGCCGCACGUGGUCACGCCACGUGCUCCCGUCCACGACACGUGCCGUGCAUAUCAUCCACGGCAGUGUUCUAAAAUUGGAUUUUGGUUGGGUGUGACGAUGAUGACCAAAAAAUCUAGGAUGAGAAAAAAAACAAGUGAAAACCUAUAUCACUUUCGCAAUAAAGGCGUAACGCUACGCUGGCUGAUAAUAAAAGAACAUACCAUUCCUGACCACCAAAACUAACCGAAAAAGACGAUGCAAAUAGGUAAGGAUGAUCUACGGCAGAAUUAUAACUUUAACAUCUGAUCGCCAAGUGUUUCUAAAUGCGUCCCAUUUUAUCCCAACAUUUGUGUUUGAUUGAGACUAAUGAAUUUAAGAAUCACCCUUGUCUCUUAUACAGCAAAGAAUGAAUACCUACUUCAACCAGUGAGAUUUCAUUUUCCUCACAAGUCAAAAUGCAUUGUCACAAUUGAAUGACUGUCCAGUGGCCAUCCUUCUCCUAGCCUUAAAUCAAUGCCUUCCUUUCCGUUUCAGAUGCAGAUAGCAGAUAUUACCGUCAGCAUCUGCUACGUUCCUACUCAUGCUUACUGGCACGGAUCCAGGACGGUCCUUCUGCCUGUAUAUUUCUCCUAAAGAAGAUCAUCCGCGGACCUCCAUCCUCGCGACGCCAGUCGCCAUCAUGCGAGCGAACUAGGUCCUUAAGAAGCAGAAGAUGCAAUGAUUCUGUUGAAAUAUGUAACUCAUGUGUUCUGGCCUCUGGCUGGGACGUUUUGCGCCUAUGGCAGCACUGCU